AUGUCAAAAAGGACAUUCGAUGGUGGCCUGGGUGAAUUUGAAAGUCACGCUGGCUAUACAUUCUGUGGACUGGCAACGCUAAAGCUCAUGGAUAGGCUAGAGCUGAGGAAUUGGACCAAAACGAUUCAAUGGCUGGUCCAUCGACAGAUAUCGUUCACCAACUGGAACCAGGACCUGUUGGAAUAUGAAGAUUGUGAUAUGGACGAUGUUGGAUCCCAUAACGGAAGAAUUAAUAAAUUCGGUGACACUUGCUACUCAUUUUGGUGUUCAGCAUCUUUGGCAAUUUUAGAAGCACAGCAGUUUGUCAAUAGAGAUGCGAUGGCAAGCUAUCUGCUCAGCAAGACUCAAAGCACAGUGAUUGGUGGAUUUGGUAAGACAGAUCAGCAUACAUCGUCUCCAGAUCCAUAUCAUAGCUUUCUAGCCUUGUCUGCCUUGAGUCUUAUGAGUGAGGAGACAAAGCUUCCAGCAGUCAAUCCUAUGCUAGUGGUUACACAAGAUGCAUACGACAGGUUAUCAAACUCAUGA
Messenger RNA from Williopsis jadinii, 525 nucleotides. RefSeq names its product protein geranylgeranyltransferase type I subunit CDC43. Gene Ontology annotation, biological process: protein geranylgeranylation. Bases 1 to 525 code for a protein of 174 amino acids. NCBI's taxonomy places the organism in Eukaryota, Fungi, Ascomycota, Saccharomycetes, Phaffomycetales, Wickerhamomycetaceae. The record is from RefSeq and is a predicted model, not a curated record. Gene Ontology annotation, cellular component: CAAX-protein geranylgeranyltransferase complex. The transcript has a single exon. Gene Ontology annotation, molecular function: CAAX-protein geranylgeranyltransferase activity.